AACGGGCUGGGAAGUUCCGGCUCCGGGCCAAACCUCGCUCCUCCGUUUGUCCUGCUACCGCAUCUCCCAUCAGCUCCAGCAUCCUCCACUCCCUCCGCAUUUCAGAAGCAAUUACGAUCAAAUACCUUCUGUCAAAAUGUCUCUCCUCGGAAAGAAGUGGCCGACCCCUGUCGCCAAGCCUAUGGCUCCUUUCUUCGUUGCCGGCCUCAUCAUGAUGUACGCCAUCAACUCGGCCGCCAACGCUCUGCCUCCUCCCCCGAAGAAGGAGGAGUCGCACUAAACGCGACAACGAGAGCUUGAUUCUUGAUCACGAUCUGACAAGAAGGGAUAUCCAUGGUUAUUGAUUAAGUCCUGGGUGGCCCUCGGUGUGGGCGUCGAGUUGGUUGCAAUGCGAUUACUUUGUACAAAACAUAGAUAUUUGCAUCCAAUACUAUUCGACAAUAUAAGCAACUGCACCACCAUUUUGAAAUUCCGGAUAUUUAUUCAUUUGAUCUUUCUGCUUGUCCUGCUCACUUCGCCGCGAUAUACGGCGGACUCCUACGUAACUCUGGCAACUUCACAUCCCGCCUCAGGUCAAGACGUGAUAUUGUAGAGUGUCUAAUUGCUCACAAGUCCUGUAAAUACACUCAUAUCACUCAGUCGUUUCGAGAAAUACUACCU
Paecilomyces variotii is the source of this 660-nucleotide messenger RNA. RefSeq lists its product as hypothetical. The transcript has 4 exons. The annotation marks the transcript as partial. Lineage: Eukaryota; Fungi; Ascomycota; Eurotiomycetes; Eurotiales; Thermoascaceae. The record is from RefSeq and is a predicted model, not a curated record.